AUGGUUUCCAAUUAUAAGAGAAAAACCAAUAGAGGGGCAUGGAAUGAGAUGAACAUGGAGCGAGCGUUGCAGGCUGUAGCAGAAAAGCGCAUGGGUUGGUUAAAGGCUAGCAGGCAUUUCCAAGUGCCCCAGGCAACACUUCGCCGCCAUGCCAUGAAUCAAAAUAAAAUAGCUGUUGGUAGAAGAAAGCAUCUUGGCAGACAUGAAACAACCUUAAAUCGAGGACUAGAAGAGGCUCUAGUGGAGCAUAUGCUAGCACUGGAAGCUAGAUUUUUUGGCGUAACGACCGAAGAUGUCCGUAUUAUGGCAUAUGAACUUGGAGUGAGAAUGAAGUUGAAACAUCAAUUCAAUAACACGAAAAAAUUGCAGGCAAAGGUUGGCUACGCUCUUUUCAACUAA
Molecule: messenger RNA, 399 nt
Organism: Acanthoscelides obtectus
Lineage: Eukaryota; Metazoa; Arthropoda; Insecta; Coleoptera; Chrysomelidae
Source: the annotation of a GenBank genome assembly